This is a messenger RNA of Halteromyces radiatus, 1016 nucleotides long. RefSeq names its product snare associated Golgi protein-domain-containing protein. The coding region runs from base 35 to 949 and encodes 304 amino acids. The transcript is spliced from 6 exons. Gene Ontology annotation, cellular component: endoplasmic reticulum membrane. The record is from RefSeq and is a predicted model, not a curated record. NCBI's taxonomy places the organism in Eukaryota, Fungi, Mucoromycota, Mucoromycetes, Mucorales, Cunninghamellaceae.
UUUUUUUUUUAUUAUUAUUAAUGAAUACAUCACAAUGACAGAAAUCACUUCACCUCUAAUUGCACCCAAUAGAACAGUACUUCAACCGAGCUAUUCAACCAUAACACAACGACCAGAACAAGAGUCUGAACAACAUCACAAAGACGACGAACAAGAGGAAUUAGGACUUGUUGGGAAACCAAUAAGUAAUUCUACAUUCACUUUAUGGCAAAGCAAAUCCUAUCUAUCUUCAUUAGUAGCUCUCAUCUUAUUACUGAUUACUUUUACCGCUUUGGAAUUUGCUUUAUUAAAGUUGAAUUUACCGUCAGUAGAUGAGGAAGAUAGGGAUGCUCUGAAAUUCCCAAGAAACUUGGAAGACUUACGGCAAUUGAAUCGAAUACUCUCUGUUUAUAUGGAUAAACACUUUAUCAAUGUUUAUGUCACUUUUGUGGCUACAUAUAUUUAUCUUCAAAGUUUCUCUAUUCCUGGUUCUAUGUGGUUAUCUAUACUAGGAGGUACACUGUUUGAUUUUUGGCUUACUUUAUUUACUGUUUCAAUGUGUUCUGCUGUUGGUGCUACACUUGCAUAUAUUAUCUCAGGAAGUCUUGGAUCAAAAGCAGUGAUACAUUUGAUUGGAGAUAGAAUUGCCUCGUGGAAUGAACAGUUGGUGCGACAUAAAAAGCAUAUGUUGAAUUAUUUGAUUGUAUUGCGUAUUGCUCCUUUUCCUCCCAACUGGACUAUCAAUUUGGGUGCUCCUCAUUUGGGUGUUCCAUUAUCUUCAUUUUUCUGGGGAACUUUUAUAGGUGUCACUCCUCCUUCUUUUAUCCAUGUACAAGCUGGUGCUGCUAUUGAUCGACUUUCUUCUUCUGACAAGUUAGUGAUUCUGACUCCUAUCAAUGUAGCAUGUCUUAUUGGAAUAGCCAUUGCUGCUCUGAUACCUGUUAUCAUCAGAAGGUAUUAUCCUUUGUAGAAUAGGCUCUCUAUUAUUGUAUUAUAGUCUUUUAUAUAUAUAUAUUUUGAAAUAAACUUAUUUUUCC